This is a messenger RNA of Mesocricetus auratus (golden hamster), 1939 nucleotides long. It is a transcript of the gene Bace2, whose product is annotated as beta-secretase 2. Gene Ontology annotation, cellular component: trans-Golgi network; membrane; endosome. Gene Ontology annotation, biological process: membrane protein ectodomain proteolysis; amyloid-beta metabolic process. Lineage: Eukaryota; Metazoa; Chordata; Mammalia; Rodentia; Cricetidae. The record is from RefSeq and is a predicted model, not a curated record. The transcript has 9 exons. The coding region runs from base 37 to 1605 and encodes 522 amino acids. Gene Ontology annotation, molecular function: aspartic-type endopeptidase activity.
GCGCGUUCACUGACUCGCCGAGCCCCCGCCGCGGGGAUGGGCGCGCAGCUCCGAGCGCUCCUGCUCCCGCUGUUGGCGCAGUGGCUCUUGCGCGCAGCCCCCGCGCUAGCCCCGGCGCCCUUCACGCUACCCCUCCAGGUGGCUGCAGCCAGGAGCCACGGAGCCUCGGCCGUUCCCGGGCUCGGGACCCCUGAGGUGCCCCGCGCAGAUGGCCUGGCGCUAGCGCUGGAGCCCGCCGGGGCUGCCGCCAACUUCUUGGCUAUGGUGGACAACCUGCAGGGGGACUCUGGCCGCGGCUACUACCUGGAGAUGCUGAUCGGGACCCCGCCACAGAAGCUACAGAUUCUUGUGGACACUGGAAGCAGUAACUUCGCGGUGGCGGGUGCCCCACAUUCCUACAUAGACUCCUACUUUGACUCAGAGAGAUCCAUCACAUACCACCCCAAGGGCUUUGAUGUCACUGUGAAGUACACGCAGGGAAGCUGGACUGGUGUCGUGGGUGAGGACCUCGUCACCAUCCCCAAAGGCUUCAACAGCUCCUUCCUGGUCAACAUUGCCACUAUUUUUGAGUCUGAGAAUUUCUUUCUGCCUGGGAUCAAGUGGAAUGGAAUUCUCGGACUUGCUUAUGCUGCCUUGGCCAAGCCAUCAAGCUCUCUCGAGACCUUCUUUGAUUCCCUGGUGGCCCAAGCAAAGAUCCCAGACAUUUUCUCCAUGCAGAUGUGUGGGGCCGGAUUGCCAGUAGCCGGAUCUGGUACCAACGGAGGUAGUCUUGUCCUAGGUGGGAUAGAACCAAGUUUGUAUAAAGGAGACAUCUGGUAUACCCCAAUUAAAGAGGAAUGGUACUAUCAGAUAGAGAUCCUGAAAUUGGAAAUUGGAGGCCAGAGCCUCAACCUGGACUGCAGAGAGUAUAAUGCGGACAAGGCCAUCGUGGACAGCGGCACCACGCUCCUGCGCCUGCCCCAGAAGGUGUUUGAUGCCGUGGUGGAAGCUGUGGCACGCACAUCUCUGAUUCCAGAGUUUUCUGAUGGCUUCUGGACAGGAGCCCAGCUGGCAUGUUGGACAAAUUCUGAAACGCCAUGGGCAUAUUUCCCUAAGAUCUCUAUCUACCUGAGAGAUGAGAACUCCAGUCGCUCCUUCCGUAUCACCAUUCUGCCACAGCUCUACAUUCAGCCCAUGAUGGGAGCUGGUCUCAAUUAUCAAUGCUACCGUUUUGGUAUCUCCUCUUCCACAAAUGCACUGGUGAUUGGUGCUACCGUGAUGGAGGGCUUCUACGUGGUCUUUGACAGAGCUCGGAAGAGAGUGGGCUUUGCAGCGAGUCCCUGUGCAGGAAUUCUCAGAUGUGCUGCCUGGCACACUGACAGAAGAAGCUUGACACAUGAAGAAAGAAGUCAACGGGAGCAAGAGCCAAAGGAGCCAGCAGAACACAGCAGACAACAGUGGCACAUUCACAGGCUCCAGCAGGCAGGCCAACUGAGCGUCGAGAUAGCAACACUUAACACAUUCCAAAAAAAGGGUGGGAAAAACAGAAAUUUUCAACUGGAAGUUAAAAAAAAUUGGCAGGCUCACUUGGGGAAAAGAAAGAACUUAAAAACUAAAAUGGCAUGAUAAUCUAAAAACGGUAGUCAAUGGCUGGUGGGUUUAUGGACAGAUUAGACACAGUAGAACACACUAGUGGUGACAUGAGAAACAGUUCUGUUCACAGUUAAGCAUAGAGAGAGAAAUGUGGCAAAUGGAAAGGGGACUGUAGGGUACCAGGAACAGAGUAAUAAGGCUCAAUUUUUAUUGCUUUUUAGCAGGAAGUGAGCUGAGCAGCAGCCUUUAUUGAUCUCUGACUAAGUGACAGAAUGUGACUUGCUGCUCCAGGACCUGCCCCUGCAACUUCCUACCCUAAUGUACUGUGCCCUCAAACUGUGUGCCAACAUAAACCCUAUCUCAUGUG